Mycetomoellerius zeteki is the source of this 1035-nucleotide messenger RNA. RefSeq lists its product as uncharacterized. Bases 1 to 1035 code for a protein of 344 amino acids. The transcript has a single exon. The record is from RefSeq and is a predicted model, not a curated record. Gene Ontology annotation, cellular component: nucleus. Gene Ontology annotation, molecular function: DNA binding. Lineage: Eukaryota; Metazoa; Arthropoda; Insecta; Hymenoptera; Formicidae.
AUGAAAUACAUUCUGAAGGCCAGCGACAUUAACUAUGGAUUGAGUUUGUUGGAGCUGCGGAAACUUGCAUACGAAUAUGCUAAAAAAAUCGGCAUUUCGUAUCCGGAUUCGUGGGAUGCCAAAGGAGAGGCAAGUUCGGAUUGGCAAUUGAGCUUCAUUAAACGUCAUCGAAAUUUGUCAUUGCGAACACCGGAACAAGUGAGCCAGAACCGUGCGAAGUCCUUCAACAAAGAGAAUGUCGAUGCCUUCUUCAGUAAUCUGUCGUCUGUGCUCAAUGCCACACCGUUCGAAGCGCAUCGAAUUUGGAACAUGGACGAAUGUGGAUGCCCAACUGUCCCAACGAAAGCUGUGAAAAUCAUUGCACCGAAAGGAAAGAAACGGGUGGGAACAUCGACAUCGGCCGAGAGAGGCACAAACGUGACUCUGGCAUUGUCUGUCAGCGCGACGGGGCAAUCAAUUCCGCCGUUUUACCUCUUUCCACGAAAAAAUAUGAAAGACGUGUACAUGACGCAUGCAACACAAGGUGCAGUUGGUAUCGCAAAUGGUUCUGGGUGGAUGACAUCCGAUCAAUUCCUCAAAUACAUGGAGCAUUUCAUCAAACACGCCGGCGCGAAUAAGGAUUCACCAACUCUUCUGCUUCUCGACAAUCACACAUCACAUUUGUCGAUUGACACCCUUGAAUUGGCAUUGGAUCAUGGCAUUACCAUGCUCUCAUUUCUACCGCAUUGCACUCACCGUAUGCAGCCGCUCGAUGUUUCGGUAUUUGGCCCUUUCAAGACCAUGUUCACCAUAAAACAUGAUGCUUGGAAGAAAUCAAACUUCGGCGUGGUUUUUGAUUUGCAUCAUGUGCCACUCAUUGUCAACCAAUACUUAGAUACUGCCGCGACCCCAAAGAACAUCAAGGCUGGAUUUAGAGCGACAGGCAUUUUCCCAUUCGAUCCGCACGUCUUCACGAAAAUCGACUUCAUCGCUUCGCAUUUGAGCGGCGAAAAUGAGUGCGACGAUGAUGAAGAAGAUGAAGAUAAUCAGCGUUGA